AUGCGUGUCUCAUUGGUAUCACUGGCAAGGCCGAAAUUCUCAAGAGGCCCGAUCCUUAAAAGGAGUCCAAAUAUGGCAUCGCCCUCCCCCUCGGGAUCAAAAUCUUCAAGGUCAAGUUCGUCAAGAGAUGAGCUGCCACCGUUUAAAUUUGGUCCUUAUUCUCCACUCAACCUACCAGACGAGUCGUCUCGGAAAGGUAUUUCGAAUCUUGUGUCUAAAAUUACCGACUUCAAUGAACUCAAGAUAUAUCCAGAAAUCCGUAAUUCGUUGCUUAACGAGGUGAAGAAACAUACCGUGUUACGUUCCCAAAAUUUUGUUCGUCCUGCCAAGGUGAAAACAGAGAAUGAGUUGAACGGAUUAAUCAUCCGUCCAACUCCUAUUCAAACUGCCGCUAUUAAGAUCAUCAACAAUAAGAGGAAACCUGGUGAAUUCUUCAAGACGUUUACAUUGGCUGCAGAAACAGGGUCAGGUAAAACAUGGGCUUAUUUGGCACCACUACUACAACAACUAUUACAAGGUCUUAAAGAGCCGGAAGUGACGUCUUCCCCAUCAAUUCGGGCAAAGGCGGGUAUCAAGUCUGUCAUUUUGGUCCCAACACAUGAAUUGGUUGACCAAGUCUAUGAGACUGCCAAGUAUGUCGGUGAUGAUCUGAACCUUUCGGUGUUUAAAUGGGAUACCGAUUCAAACUUUAAGGAGUUCAUAAGUGUCUUCCGUACGGGAAUCGAUAUUUUCGUUACAACGCCUGGUAAGUUCCAUUCCUUAUCAAGGUACGAUUCUUUAAAAUCGUCUCCAAAAGUCUUGUUUGGCUCGAUUUCCUUUUGUGUAGUCGACGAGGCAGAUACCCUAAUGGACGAAUCCUUUUUGCCAGAUACCCAAUCGAUCAUCUCGAAGAUGUCACGAUUGGAGACCCUGGUCUUUGCAAGUGCUACAUACCCUGCUCGUUUCAACAAAACAAUCAACCAUUUGUAUCCAACAAUCACCACAAUAUCAACCCCACAGUUACAUAAACUGCCAAAGUCAAUCGAGUUUAGAGUGGUCAAUGCAAGCGUGGCUCCUUACAAAGGCUCCAAAAUGAAAGCUUUAGCUCAAGCGUUAUACGCAAUCUAUUGUGAUGGUACAGAAGAGGGAUACCAGAAACGGGUGCUUAUAUUUGUCAACAAGAAGGACGAUUGUGAGAAGGUGUCCAACAAGCUACAAGAAUACGGCCAUGAUGUUACUUUUAUAUCUUCGGAAGACACUCCUGACGCAAGAAGGGAGAAAGUGGCACCUUUCAUCAGUACCCCAACCCCAAGUGAGGAGCGUCAGCUGAAAGUCCUCGUAUGUACGGACCUUCUCAGCAGAGGCCUGAACUUUAAAGGUGUGAGAAACGUCAUAUUGCUUGACGUGCCUGCAAAUUCGGCAGAUUUGGUGCAUAGAGCAGGUAGAACGGGUAGAAUGAACCAAGGUGGUCGGGUCUUCUUGAUAAUAAACGAUGCUGACAAGGGCCACGUGAAGGGGCUGCCCAAGGUCUUGAGAAACAAUAGGCGGUUAGGUUAG
Messenger RNA from Pichia kudriavzevii, 1536 nucleotides. RefSeq lists its product as uncharacterized. The transcript has a single exon. The record is from RefSeq and is a predicted model, not a curated record. Bases 1 to 1536 code for a protein of 511 amino acids. NCBI's taxonomy places the organism in Eukaryota, Fungi, Ascomycota, Pichiomycetes, Pichiales, Pichiaceae. Gene Ontology annotation, molecular function: ATP binding; nucleic acid binding.